AUGGCCUCUGUAGUUACGCAGACGCCUGCCCGGCCUGUUCCCGGCAUCUGGCCUCAGACUCCCGCCGCGCGCCCUCCAGCAAUACCUGCUCCCUCCUUCCAGUCUCCCUCGACUCCACGUCCUGCCCUCGUACCUUCGCAGUCCUCGACCAACCUCAUCACCGCAAAUCCCUCCGAUGCGCCCAUCCAAGCGUCGAUGCGCCCGCCCGAGGCGCUGGAACCCGUCGAAAGAGCUGCGCGCACAAUCAAUGAAUCCCUCGUCAGUGAAUCGCGGUUCCCAGAGGUCGACAGUUACCUGUCUCAGGGCUACUCGGCCGACUAUGAAAUUCAGUCAUCGCCGACGUGGGCGCCCUUUCAGAGAGCCGGCUUCUACCGCAUUCCCGAUGAGAUCUUCGAGCAGUACAACAAUGCGCAGUUGACCACUAGCAUGGGGCUGUUUGCGGAGUUGAGGUAUGCGUGGACGACAAUCGACAAUGCCUUGUACAUGUGGGAUUACUCUGCACCAAGGCCUGAAUUACUGGGGUUCGAGGGACAGUCGCACAGCAUCCUUGCCGUCAAGCUCGCCGUCCCUCGCGCGGGGGUGUUUCUGCCCAACAUCAAACACGUCAUUGCCAUUGCAACCACUGCAGACAUAUUUCUGCUGGGACUCGGGACGGAGUCGGCUCCGGGCAGCUCGUCUGCUCUGUCUCUCUUCCAAACUGGUAUGUCGGUCUCAGUCAGAGGUCUCGACGUCAGCGUCAUCGCUUCCUCGGCAAAAACGGGGAGGAUAUUCUUUGGUGGCCGGACGGACAACGACAUCUAUGAAGUUACGUAUCAGCAAGAGGAUCGGUGGUUUGCAAGUCGAUGCGCGAAGAUUUGUCACACUAGUGGUGCUGCCAAAUCUUUGACGUGGACGUUUAGCAGCUUUGCCCACGGACAGAGGGAGCAUGUGGAACAGAUCGUGGUGGAUGACAGCAGAGACCUGCUUUACACGCUGUCUUCCGCGUCGAAUAUUCGCGUGUUCCACAUCAAGCCGGAAGGCGGCCUGCCUCUGUUGGUCACGAAACCGGCAUCCGAGAUCUACGACAACAUUGGCCACAUCAUUAACCAGAGCGAGUCCCUCAACAGCCGAGUCAAGAUUGUAUCCAUAUCAGCUCUUCCAGCUUCGGAAGCGUCGAGGUAUUCCCUGGUAGCCAUUACGGCCAGUGGGUACCGGAUAUACCUCAGUGCCAAAAGCGCCACCUACAGCUACGGGUCUUCAGCUAGGUCCGGCGCGCCCAUCAGUGUACAGGCUCAACAUGUCAAGAUACCGCCAGUGUCCCCCAAUCCCGGUCACUCGAACACAUGGGGACCUGAUUCGUCCGGCGACAUCCAUCAACCUAUCAAGACGUUGACGACCACUCGACUCGCUGCACGGUACCCGCCUGGCUACUUCUUUUGCUUUACGGCCAGGGACGCCAAUUCACCUACCGACCAGUUAUUUAUUUCAGCCCCCGACGCCGGAAGACUCCUGAGGAGUUCGGAACCUGGUCAGACAAGUCGAACUGCCGAAUCUGCAAUAUGGCUCUCGCUGGGCAGUCGCGCGGAGGACAUAGGGUUGGUGACCCCGUACUCUGCUCCAAGUUCAAAUCCCGUCGGCUAUGGGAACGACUUGGCUGUCCAAUUCGACAAGCCCAUUCCAGAAAUUGCCAUCUUGACGAAUACCGGCAUCCACAUCAUCCGAAGGCGCCGCUUGGUGGACAUUUUUGCGGCGCUAAGCAGUCAAGGUGGUGGUCCCGAAGGAUUUCAGCACGAGGUCAGCAACUUGAUCCGGGCCUAUGGUCGGACGGAGACUCUGGCGACAGCACUUGCGGUGGCAUGUGGUCAAGGAGUCGAAGACACAGGCAGUGCUCAGUCCGUACGGGUUAACGACCCAGAAGUCCUCGAGCUUGCCCGCAAGACCUUUAUCGAGUACGGUGGUAAACCAAGCAUCAAUCAAAACUCCAUCACGGAUAGGUCUGUCCCCUUGAUCGAUGCUGUACGACCGUCGCCGCGCCACGCCGCCAUUGCCUUGUACCUUUCGCGCUUGUUGAGGUCGACGUGGAAGAAUGUGAUUGCUGUGGCGUCGACAUCACCGGCCGGCUACCAGAUCAAUCCUGCGGUGCCUCUCAGAAAGUUAAGGGACGUUCAAGAGUCUCUGUCUGCACUGCAACGCUUCUUCCAGACGAACAAGAGUUUCAUCAAAGGUCUGAGUGGGCCGGAUGAUCUUUCAGCAACAAGCACCAAGGACGACGAGAUCGCUCUGCAAGGAGAACACCGUGCCUUGCAUUCGUUGGUCAAGUUUACAUCCGACACUAUUGAAGGUCUCUCGUUUAUUCUGGUCUUAUUCGAAGAGAAGGUCGCGGAGAUAGUACCCCUGCUGCCCGAGGCUUCGAGACCGGAGAUGCUGAAGCUGACUUUUGAGGAGCUCUUCACGACGAAGAAGGGCUACGAGCUUGCCAAGGAGCUCGUCAAAGCUAUUGUGAAUCGCAACAUCGCCAAAGGGUCGAAUGUGGAGACGGUGGCCGAAGCUCUGCGCAGAAAAUGUGGCAGCUUCUGCAGCGCGGACGAUGUGGUGAUUUUCAAAGCACAAGAACAACUCAGGCGGGCGGCCGAAGCAGGGGCCAACAAUGACUCUUCGCGGAAUCUUCUCAAUGAAAGCUUGAAGCUUUUUGAGAAAGUGGCUCACAGCUUGCCCCAUGACUAUUUGGAGUCGGCGGUGAAACAAUACACAGAUCUGCAGUUCUUUGCUGGGGCCAUUCAACUUGUUCUUCGGGUCGCUCACGAAAAGGACAAGGCGAACGAGGCCUUGUCCUGGAUGGCAGAAGGUCGACCGGAGCCAGACCCUCGGAAAGCCAAGUUCGAUCUCAGAAGCCAGUGCUACGACCUGAUCCACGCGAUCAUUGUGGCCGUGGACAAGACCACAGAGCACGGCCCGAGUUUUGUGGAUGGUCACCCAACGCUGGCUACCACCAGACGGAACGAAGCAUACGAUGUCAUCAGCCGGGCCAAGGAUGAGGCGUUUUUGACCAAUCUCUACGACUGGUAUCUCCGACAGGGAUGGUACGAUCGCCUGCUCGCGACCGAGUCUCCGUUCAUCGUGACGUACCUCCAACGCAAGUCCAGUGAGGACAUUCUGUACGCGGAUCUGCUCUGGAAAUACUACAGCCAGACGAAUCAAUUUUCCGAGGCGGCCAAGAUUCAAUUGCAACUUGCCCGAAGCUCGUUCCCACUCUCGCUCGAAAAGAGGAUGGAGUAUCUGAGCCGCGCGAGAACCAAUGCCUCCACUUACACGCCAGGGGGCAACCGGAAGACGAAACAGCAGCUCCUCCAAGAAAUCAACGAACUCCUCGACAUCGCGACCAUACAAGAUGAAGUUCUCCAGCGCCUGCGGGACGACUAUCGACUGGGGCCGGAUCGGAGACAAGAAGUGCUCGAUCAGGUCAAUGGACAGAUCUUGGACAUCAACACGCUGUUCAACAACUACGCCGACAACGCCGGGUACUAUGACCUGUGUCUCUUGAUCUACCAAGUGGCGGAUCACCGGGACCCGGCCCAGAUCAAGCAAACAUGGCAACAGCUCCUCCAGUCGGUGCACGACAAAGUGCAGGAAGAAGCGCAGAUUGAACCCUUUGAAGCCAUUGCCGACGAAGUGCGAAGUCUGGGCAGCAAACUGCGCGUCUCGGAGACGACGUUCCCGGUUCAGACGUUGCUGCCGAUCCUGGAGAAAUACUCGUACGAACACCAACGCAACGUGGCGCCGCCGCACUGGGUGGUUGACAUCUUUCUGUCCCUGGAGAUCCCCUGUGAGCGGCUUUUUGAGAUCUUGGAGAUGAUGUUCUUCGCGGCGGAUCCUCCGUUUGUGGGAUCGAACCGAAAGUACAUCGCCUCGGAGUUGGUUUACGUGGUGGGCCGAUGGUUCCACGAUUCCACCCGAGCCGGGUCUGUGAUCUUUGGAAGUGAGGUGGCGGCGGUGAGGGUGCAGGAGACGAUGCAGGUCUUGCUACAGCAGGGCAGAGCGGCGGGACUGGACGAGGAAACCACGAGGGUGGCCAGGGAGGUUGUCGAGAGAGUCGGGCGACUUUUGGGGUGA
Fonsecaea erecta is the source of this 4089-nucleotide messenger RNA. RefSeq lists its product as hypothetical. NCBI's taxonomy places the organism in Eukaryota, Fungi, Ascomycota, Eurotiomycetes, Chaetothyriales, Herpotrichiellaceae. The record is from RefSeq and is a predicted model, not a curated record. Gene Ontology annotation, cellular component: nuclear pore inner ring; nuclear pore. The transcript has a single exon. Bases 1 to 4089 code for a protein of 1362 amino acids. Gene Ontology annotation, molecular function: structural constituent of nuclear pore. Gene Ontology annotation, biological process: protein localization to nuclear inner membrane; transcription-dependent tethering of RNA polymerase II gene DNA at nuclear periphery; RNA export from nucleus.